Messenger RNA from Prorocentrum cordatum, 561 nucleotides. Lineage: Eukaryota; Dinophyceae; Prorocentrales; Prorocentraceae. The record is from the annotation of a GenBank genome assembly.
AUGCCCACGCUCCUGGCGGAGUUCCGCCACGCGGGGUUCCAGAAGGGGCGCGACUUCCUCUCCGUGCACCUGCCCAUGGUCGCUGGCGACGUCAGAAAUUGCGGUUUCUGCAUCGUUGCGUUCGAGAAAGCGACUGCGCGCAACGAGUUCAUGGUUGCGUUCCAGGGCAGGGGCAUGCGCUACGCGGCCUCGGCGCCACGCGUGAGCGCUGCGCCCUCCGUGCCCCUGGAGGUCCUGCUGGCCACCGAUGCUCUGCUGCAGGAGAGGUCCCGCGCGAGAGUGGCGCCGAGCCGCAGCGGUGCCCUGGGUGCGGCUGUCAGGUGGAGGCUCGCUACAAAUUCUGCACCCAGUGCGGAGUGUCCUUGCACGAUACGGGCGCAGGCGGCUGGCCGCAGCAGCCUCGCUGAGCAGCCCAGCGGCUCCGGCGGCGCUGCCGCCGCGGGCGGCGUCCCCCCCGCGGUGGCCCAGGUAAAGUUCCUGAGCACCAGUCGCUUGACAAAGGUGCGCACCCUUUCCGCGAUUUCAAUAUGUAGGAUGGCGAGCGUCCCCCAAUCAUCCUGA